This is a messenger RNA of [Torrubiella] hemipterigena, 971 nucleotides long. The record is from the annotation of a GenBank genome assembly. NCBI's taxonomy places the organism in Eukaryota, Fungi, Ascomycota, Sordariomycetes, Hypocreales, Clavicipitaceae.
UACGUAGUCUAGUAUAGUAUAACUACUUUUACUCUCAACUUUAGUGCGUAUUUCAUUAUUGUGCUCAUGGCGGAGAUCUUUGGCGUUGUCGCAGGUGCCGUGAGCCUAGCAGCACUUUUCAAUAAUUGCGUCGACUCUUUCGAAUAUAUUCAACUCGCUCGCCAUUUUGGAGAUGAAUUUGGCCGAUGCCAAUUAAAAAUCGAUAUUUUGAAAUUGAGACUAAGCCGCUGGGGGGAAGCGGCAUCUAUCAACGAAGGCACAAGAUAUCCACCAGACGACAAGCUGGCGCAGCAGAUUCGCAGCAUCUUGGAGGAAAUUGGAUUUCUCUAUCAAGCAAUCCAGAAAUCAUGCAAACGAUACGAAAUCAACGCGACCGAAGAGCAACUGCAACUUUAUACAGAUAGUGACUUGGGUCCAGUUGUACGAUCUGUGCACACCAAGCUUGGUGAAAUUACGCAGAGGCGACAAAAGAAAACGAGUCUUGCUAAGAAAGCGAGAUGGGCGCUCUACGACGGUAAACAAUUAGAAAGGCUCAUUGACCAGGCCAAAGAGUUUUUGGAAGACCUAGAGGCUCUGGUUCCUGUUGAAUCACAGCGUCAGGACCUCGCGAAGCAGGAAGUUGAAUGCUUGAAUGACGCGCCAAGUCUGGAACUUAUGGCGGAAUGUGCCCAGUCCACCGACAUAAUACUGGCUCAGACUAUUGAAGUGACAAUUCAAUCAAAUGAGGUACACAACACAAUUAUAGGAGCUUUAAACACCACAGAUUCUGCUAGGGUAUUUAUAGGCAAUCAACUGUCAAGUGAUUUUGACUCUGCUCGGUCGCUAAACGAGCAAACCAGGAAUUCUGCCAAUUCAGUUCAAGCAGAGGGCACAUCUAGAUUGCACGUUGGCAAUACAUAUGGUGGGAGAAGCUUUUGGGAUGAUUAGCCGGAACAAAACUGUAUAUAUAUUCACUAGAGUCGGUAGAAUGU